AUGAGCGGUAGUCGAGCGACGAGACCGGGCGCAGGGGGCUUACCUUACCACGAAGCAUCGUAUUGGCAGAAUCGCUUCACCACCGACCCUCGCGAAGCAUCUGGAUUCGAAUGGCUUUCAUCCUCAACAUCCCUCAUCUCACUUCUGCCUCAAUCUCUCCUGCUUCGCUCAUCUCCGACUCGCAUAUUACACAUUGGUGUUGGAACCUCCCGCCUCUCCCUCGAACUCAUACAAUACUAUAGACAGAAUGCGCCAGAAAAUUGGAAAGAGCGAGCAAAGCAGGUUGUGAACGUUGAUUUCUCAGAGAAAAGUAUUGGGUUUCAACGACAUGCAGAGGCAGUAUGGCUCAAACAGGUCGGGGAAGAUGCAGGAGAGGAGACACUCAUGGUAUAUCACGUGCUUGACCUGCUCGACUAUGCUGAGGUGAAUAGAGAGCUAGGAGGCAAGGGGAGAAAGUUCGAUGUUGUGUUGGAUAAGAGUACGUCCGAUUCAAUAUCUACUGGUGAAGAUAUACCGCUGGAAUCAAUACACAAGGGAAAGCAUCACUCAAGCUUGAUGGAGCUUACUCAAGGGAGAAAGGAGAGGAGAGUGGCGACAACGCAGAUUCUAGGAGUCAACCUAGCUUCGAUUGUGGAGAAGGGUGGUGUUUGGUUGUGUCAUAGCUAUAGUUCUGACCGGUGGGAAGACGUCAUCCCAGGCAGUAACCACGUUACUGAAGAGCAAGUAUGGCCAUGGACAGAAACAUCAAAGAUACCGGUCCCGGUGAAGUCGUCAGACCCAAACGCACCACAGAUCAAUCACUGGAUAUAUACCUUGCAUCGCACAUAG
Messenger RNA from Ustilago hordei, 828 nucleotides. RefSeq lists its product as uncharacterized. NCBI's taxonomy places the organism in Eukaryota, Fungi, Basidiomycota, Ustilaginomycetes, Ustilaginales, Ustilaginaceae. Bases 1 to 828 code for a protein of 275 amino acids. The record is from RefSeq and is a predicted model, not a curated record. The transcript has a single exon.